This is a messenger RNA of Lepisosteus oculatus (spotted gar), 2493 nucleotides long. RefSeq names its product ribonuclease T2 (gene rnaset2). Gene Ontology annotation, cellular component: extracellular region. The record is from RefSeq and is a predicted model, not a curated record. Lineage: Eukaryota; Metazoa; Chordata; Actinopteri; Semionotiformes; Lepisosteidae. Gene Ontology annotation, biological process: RNA catabolic process. Gene Ontology annotation, molecular function: ribonuclease T2 activity; RNA binding.
CGAGAACAAAUGAUGACCCGGAGACCCAUUCACUGUACACAGCAGGUCCCAUUACUAGUGCAAUCUAAGAUUUAAUCGGAAUAAAAAAAACAUCCAAAGAUAGCGCACGGUUAAUUGAGUGUUUCAGUCACAGCACUGUGAUCUUAUCCCGCCUGUCUGAGGGCCACAGGCCGAGGAGGCUGGACCCCCGAGUGAGGACGGAUCAAGGGGCAGCUGGGGGAGAUGGGUGGAGAGGGAGAAAGACGUAAGCGAAAGAAGGAAGUGAGGAAAUGACGUCAGGAAUGAUCACACAAAUUACUGACAGUUGAGGAUCAUUGAACUGUGUCAUGCCUCACGAACUUUCCUUAUAAACUCUAUGAACGCUGUGGCUGAAACCGGUCACGACAGCUGAGUCAGUGUGGAGUUAGGAGCACCGCAGUGGACUAAGCUGUAAAUCGGUUACUUGUCCAUACUGCAAUGAAGGCCUUCAGUCUGGUGCUGUUCCUGUGCCUGGGCCAUACUGUCUGGACGAUGUCUAAUCAUUUGUACAAACAUGACUGGAAUAGGCUGAUUUUGACCCAUCACUGGCCACAGACCCUGUGCUCUUUGGAACAUAUCACUUGCUCCCAGUUUAACUAUUGGACCUUACAUGGACUCUGGACAGAUAAAGCAGAUAUGUGUAAUUCUUCCUGGCCUUUUGAUGAAAGACAGAUAGAGGACCUAAUGCCAGAAAUGAAUAAGUGGUGGCCGGAUUUGCUGCAGUCAGGUGCCACUAAAUUCUGGAGUCAUGAAUGGCAAAAACAUGGGACUUGUGCAGCACAACUUGAAGCCCUGAACUCUGAGCAUAAAUACUUCGGUAAAGCACUGGAGCUAUACAAGAAAGUGGACCUUGAUGGGAUUUUGAAGAAAUUUAACAUUGUCCCAUCAACAAAAUAUUACAGUCUGGAUGAGAUCAAGGGUACCAUUGUCAACUUUUACAGAGUAAAACCAAAGAUUCAGUGUGUAAUGCCAAAAGAGGAGGAAGAGGCUCAAACAUUGGGGCAAAUCGAAAUCUGUUUUGACAAAGAAUUCCAGUUGGUUGACUGUGUGCAUUCUAAAGAGGAGCUUUCUGACAGGACAGAUGACCACCUAACCUUUGGUUUUCAUUCCCAUUGGGAAUAUACCGUCUGUGAUGAGUCCUUGCAAGUUUACUAUCCUCCCACACAAGAGAGGAGUUAGCUACUGGCAAAGGAAAUGGCUCUUUAUGUGGGUUUUACAAUGACUACAAUUCCCUUGAUGUUUGCUGAAAACUGUAAAGGAAUGAAUAUUGAAAUUUUUAGCAAAGAAAUCGACUGUCUGUUAUGCUGCAGCCUUACUUGCAAAUUGUCCUUUUUUUUUAAGACUUUUCUGAAUGACAGGAAGUGCUAGUUUAUCAUUUUUCCCAGAAAAGGGAAUAUACACUUCAAUUUCUCGCUGUGCAGAGAAGUUCUUUUUCUCCUGUUUCUUUGCAUGUCAUUUUGCUGUUAUGACUCAAACGUCAUACAUUUUGCUAAAGAAAAAAACUUAAGUUGAUUUAGAAACUACUUCUCUAAAUUGAUAACUUGCAAAAUUAAAACUUUGUCUCUGUAGGUAAGAAAAUUGAUUUUCUUUAUUUGCUUUCUUGGGGUUGUUUUGUUACAUUUAUUCCUUGAUAGUUGCCUUAUCAUUAAAGAUAACUAUGAGCAAAACCUCUAGACGGCCAUCAGCCAGUAACACUGCAAAUGACUUUUCAUAUUUGUCACAUUCAUAGCAUGUUUCAUCACAAAUCUUUCUAGGGGCAUCAUUGACAACUUUUUGUAAGGACUAUUUCUAUUUUUGCAGAACAGUAUAAUUUGUCUUUCGAGGUGCACUAGAAUUUUUUUAAAUGUUAGUUUUUGUGAGCUUUUGUAAUGCACUUAAUGAAAGUUUACCAGUUACUUUGCAUAUACAUGUUUGGACUUCAUUUAAGACAAGUACUGUAAAUAUGCAUUUUUUUGUACUGUUAAAAAAUCAGAUUGUAUCAUUUCAUUGUAAAUUCAGCUCCAUUCUUGCUUUAAUUUGCAAGAAUACAUAGAUUGUCUCAAGGGAAUCACAUACGUUAAAGAACUUUCUUCUGUCUCACUAAGUAUAGGUUAAUUUUGGUGCUUGGGGGCUGAAAAUGUACUAGAUAAAGAUGUGGAUAUAAAAUUUAACUUGAGACUUCCUGUUUGUCAUGUGGUCAAAUGCAAAGUUAAUGUACUGUUCAAUAUACUGCAUGGUUUUGUGUGAUGGCCAUGCUUCGCCUGCUCAUUGUGCCACUCUGGACUAGACACCAUGUGCAGUACAAGUUGCAAGAUGAGGGGUCUUGGUGUCUGGUUUGGGUCUGUGUAUAAUAGAGAAACAUUGGAAGAGUUUUUUUUUUUUUUUACAUUAAUGCAAUACCAGUUGAUUGGGGUUCUUAUUUUUCUGUUAAUAACAAAUCUAUUCCAGACAAUUUAUUGUACUUGAUUGUUUUUUUUGGUGCAAUAAAACAAAUCC